CAAAAUUCAUAUCUGUCUCAAGUCUCAACCAAAAUCUGACGAACAACAUUUCUGAUACCGCCAUGAAAAUCCGAUCGGUGAAGCUGAGGGAAGCCCACCAGGCUGCUAGCAGCGGCCGCCCUUCUUUCUGCUCCGUCUUGUGGGACCAACAGGCUCAACAUCUCGUCACCGCAUGCUCUUCCGACGUCUCCAUUUCAAUCCACGACCCUCUGCUUCUUUCAUCCCCCCCGAAGAUUCUCACUCACCACCGCGAUGGCGUUGCCGCUUUGGCCCUUAGCCCCAACUCUACAUGUCUUGCAUCCGGAUCCGUCGAUCACUCCGUGAAGCUCUACAAGUUCCCGGGCGGAGAGUUCCAGACUAAUAUUACCAGGUUUACACUUCCAAUACGUUCACUUGCAUUUAAUAAAUCAGGGAGUUUGUUAGCAGCAGCUGGUGAUGAUGAGGGCAUUAAACUUAUCAAUACAGUUGAUGGUUCUAUAGCUCGGGUUCUCAAAGGUCAUAAGGGGACUAUCACGGGCUUAGCUUUUGACCCCAAUGGUGAAUACUUGGCAUCUAUAGAUUCAUUUGGAACUGUUAUUUAUUGGGAACUUCACUCAGGAAGAAUAGUUCAUAACCUCAAAGGCAUUGCUCCUGACACAAAAGCAGACGCAUCUUUUAUGAAUGUUCUUUGCUGGAGUCCUGAUGGUGAGGCCUUGGCUGUUCCGGGGUUAAAAAAUGAUGUUGUAAUGUAUGAUAGGGAUACUGCUGAAAAGUUGUUUUCAUUGAAGGGCGAUCAUACGCAACCUAUAUGUUUCUUGUCUUGGUCACCUAAUGGCAAGUACAUGGCUACUUCUAGCUUGGAUAGGCAGGUCCUAAUUUGGGAUGUAAAUAGAAAGCAGGAUAUUGAUAGGCAAAAAUUCAAUGAAAGAAUAUGUUGCAUGGCUUGGAAGCCAAUAGGUAAUGCAUUGGCUAUCAUUGAUGUCAUAGGGAAGUUUGGUAUCUGGGAUUCUGUUAUUCCCUCAUCCAUGAAAUCCCCAACAGAGGAUAUUCCCAUGCAGUCUAAGAAUAGUAAUGGGCUUCUUUUGUUUGAUGAGGAGGAUCCGGACCUUUGUGCAAGUGGAAGUAUAAGUGAUCUUGGUGAUGAUAGCGAUGGGGAGUCUGAACUACCGAGCAGGAAAAGAUUACGUGAACACCCUCUGAGUGAGGAAAACUUUAAUGAGGAUGACAAUGACGACAUGGCUUUACACCCAAAGGUUGAAUCUCGUAAAAAACCAAGUCGCAUUCAUAAAGACAAUUUAAACAGUGUGAAUGUGGGACUUAAAAGCUCAAUCAUAACAUGUAAACCAAAUAUGCAAGAAGCAUUUCAACCAGGAUCGACUCCUGCACAGCUUGGGAAAAGACGCUUUUUGUGCUACACUAUGCUUGGAAGUAUAACCACAAUUGAACACGACGGAUACUUCCACAUAGAGAUUGAUUUUCAUGAUACUGGCAGCAGUCCGCGAGUUCCAUCAAUGACCGACCAUUUUGGAUUCACAAUGGCUGCCUUAAAUGAGAAUGGGAGCGUCUUUGCAAAUCCUUGCAAAGGGGAGAACAACAUGAGCACUCUCAUGUAUCGUCCAUUUAGUAGUUGGGCAAGUAAUAGUGAGUGGUCUAUGCGCUUUGAAGGAGAAGAAGUAAAAGUUGUUGCACUUGGUACUGCUUGGGUGGCGGCAGCAACUAGUUUUAACUAUCUUCGUAUAUUUACGGAUGGUGGUUUGCAGAGAAAUAUUAUUUCGCUGGAUGGGCCAGUGGUGACCGCCUCAGGUUUCAAGGAUAAAUUGGCAGUUGUUACUCAUGCCUCCGGUUGUGUUUCCUCAGAUAAUCAGGUGCUCGAGUUUAGAGUGUUUAACAUACCGAAUGAAACCCAGCUCCUUAAAGGCUGCUUGCCAUUGACUCCUGGUUCAUCUCUAACAUGGUUUGGAUUUAGUGAAGAUGGCCAAUUGAGUUCCUAUGAUUCCAAGGGCGUGCUCAGAGUGUUUACAAGUCAGUAUGGAGGUAGCUGGCUCCCACUUUUUAGUGCAAAUAAAGAGAAAGAUGAAAACUAUUGGGUAGUGGGGUUAAAUGCAAGCAAGUUAUUUUGUGUGAUAUGCAAGAAACCUGAUACCUUCCCACAGGUGAUGCCUAAACCGGUUCUUACUCUGCUGAAUCUUUCGUUUCCCCUUGCUUCCUCUGAUCUGGGAUCGGAAGCCCUUGAGAAUGAGUUCAUAAUGAACAACAUGCAUCUCUUUGAGAUUCGGAAAAGAAUGGAUGAAAUGGCUGUUGCCGGUUUGGAUGCCAGUUCGCUUGAUGACGAAGCUUUCAAUCUCGAAGCAGCGCAAGAUAGAUGCAUACUUCGGCUUAUAGCAUCCUGCUGUAAUGGAGAUAAGCUCGUGAGAGCCACUGAACUUGUGAAGCUCUUAUCAUUGGAGAAAUCAAUGAAAGGUGCAAUUAAACUUGUGACUGCUCUAAAACUUCCUAACUUGGCCGAGAGGUUCACCAGCAUAUUAGAGCAAAGGCUUCUCCGUGAAAUGAAAAAGCCCGCAGAUACCAACCACCGCCAAGAUGGCCGGACGGCACCCUUGCCAGUUGACGUUUCAAAUAGCAGAAGCAAGGUCCUAACUCAGACUGAAGCAUCAGCCACAGUCAUUAUGUCGUCAUCACCAAAAUUAUCUGCUCCUUUGUUGACCAAGAAAGCCAAAUCGCCAGGGGAAGAUAAAACUGCGGUGGCAAAUGAAACAAAGGGGAAGAAUACAGUGAAUGAGAUAAAUGAUAGGGAAGGGAAAUUUGGGGAACUGCGUCAGGGCCCAGCUCUCCAUUCUCAAGAUAUCUCUGUAAAGUCGUCAAAUAAGCAGGAAGUGAAGAAGUUAGAGGGUAGUAUGGCACAACCAAGUCGCCCCUCCAACCCGUUUUUGAAGUCGUCUAUCAAGUAGACUCGUAUCCUAAUACCGAUGCGCAUUGCUAAAAAGAAAAGAUUGAAAGGUUAGAUCGUUUAGCAGAUUUCGAAUUAUGAAAAUCCUCCGGCAUCUGUAAAGUCUUGUAAUUAUUAUCAUUUUUUUGAAUAUAACGCAUCAUAUAUUUCUGUUGGUCA
Molecule: messenger RNA, 3085 nt
Organism: Neltuma alba
Lineage: Eukaryota; Viridiplantae; Streptophyta; Magnoliopsida; Fabales; Fabaceae
Product: WD repeat and HMG-box DNA-binding protein 1
Exons: 12
Coding region: 63-2927 (954 amino acids)
Biological process (GO): DNA repair; mitotic cell cycle; DNA-templated DNA replication
Cellular component (GO): nuclear replication fork
Molecular function (GO): chromatin binding; protein binding
Source: RefSeq, a predicted model, not a curated record